Molecule: messenger RNA, 603 nt
Organism: Dendrobium catenatum
Lineage: Eukaryota; Viridiplantae; Streptophyta; Magnoliopsida; Asparagales; Orchidaceae
Product: protein transport protein Sec61 subunit gamma-1-like
Exons: 4
Coding region: 81-290 (69 amino acids)
Biological process (GO): protein targeting; post-translational protein targeting to membrane, translocation
Cellular component (GO): Ssh1 translocon complex; membrane
Molecular function (GO): transmembrane protein transporter activity
Source: RefSeq, a predicted model, not a curated record
GCGGGUCCGGCGUUGAGCUCGAAGUCUUGGCUCUUGGAUUGAAAACGUAAGUCCCUUCAGAUCUUCUACUCUUGUGCAAAAUGGAUGCCCUAGAUUCCGUGGUCGAUCCUCUCAGGGAAUUCGCGAAGGACAGUGCCCGCCUCGUCAAAAGAUGCCAUAAACCGGACAGGAAGGAAUUCACGAAGGUGGCUGUGCGGACUGCGAUUGGGUUUGUGGUGAUGGGAUUUGUUGGCUUCUUCGUCAAGCUUAUCUUUAUUCCGAUCAACAACAUCAUCGUCGGAGCAACUUAGGAUAAUUGAUUUCAUCAUAAGGGAGGCGAAUAAAACCAACCUUUCUGUAGCUGUAAAAGAAGUCGAUUUUCACAAUGAACCAUUUUGAAGGAUCAAGUUGCAGCAGUCCAUUUGUUAGUGUUAAACUGUAUCUUGUUUUCUAUAUUCUGCAUCACAAAAUUAGUAGUGAAUUUGUCUGACUAAAAGUUUUUUUUUUUUAGAGAAUGUUUUGUAUACAGUUACUUAAAUGCUUAUGGUUAUUUUUAAAAUUUUUCAUGCAAUGAUUCUUUCAAUGUCCUAUGUAUUAUGAGGAAACUCUUAUGUUAUUCCCUUC